Molecule: messenger RNA, 856 nt
Organism: Rhincodon typus (whale shark)
Lineage: Eukaryota; Metazoa; Chordata; Chondrichthyes; Orectolobiformes; Rhincodontidae
Gene: rfc4
Product: replication factor C (activator 1) 4
Exons: 7
Coding region: 111-818 (235 amino acids)
Biological process (GO): DNA-templated DNA replication; DNA repair
Cellular component (GO): DNA replication factor C complex; nucleus
Molecular function (GO): DNA clamp loader activity; ATP hydrolysis activity; ATP binding
Source: RefSeq, a predicted model, not a curated record
CACCACCGGAAGCGGAAAUGUGGUCAGUGUACCGUUGUUGGCGGGAGUUUUAGCAGAGGUAACAAGAAGAAAGUCGGGAGGUUGUGGAUCAGUGUCUGUGAGGGUGAAAGAUGCAAGCAUUUUUAAAAGGACCUGGAGUGAUCAGCUCUAAACCAGUGAAAGAAAAAGCUGCAGCAGGAACCAGUGGAGAGAACAAAAAGCAAAAACCAGUUCCAUGGGUGGAGAAAUACCGUCCAAAAUGUGUCUCUGAAGUGGCAUUUCAGGAGGAAGUUGUGGCUGUGCUAAAGAAGUCACUUGAAGGAGCUGAUCUUCCUAAUUUGCUUUUUUAUGGACCUCCUGGCACAGGAAAAACUUCUACAAUACUCGCUGCAGCGAGGGAACUUUUUGGACCGGAGUUGUACCGGAAGAGAAUUCUUGAACUAAAUGCCUCUGAUGAACGUGGUAUCCAGGUUAUUCGAGAAAAGGUGAAAAACUUUGCACAAUUGACUGUAGCUGGCUCUCGCCCAGAUGGAAAACCUGCUCCACCAUUUAAAAUCGUCAUCUUAGAUGAAGCAGAUUCCAUGACGAAUGCUGCACAAGCUGCUCUUCGCCGAACAAUGGAAAGAGAAUCAAAAACCACACGUUUCUGCCUAAUUUGCAACUAUAUCAGCAGGAUAAUUGAACCACUAACAUCUCGAUGUUCAAAGUUCCGUUUUAAACCUUUGACAGACGACAUACAGCAGAAAAGGUUGCUGGACAUCUGUGUGAAGGAGAAUAUGCAAUGCAGCGAUCAAGUAGGUCUCUGGUGUUGUGUGACAUGUUUAGAGUUCAAAUUUUAAUCAGACUACCUGAUGCAAUUUUGACAUGGUUUAAGGAA